This is a messenger RNA of Vanrija pseudolonga, 1014 nucleotides long. RefSeq names its product Cyclin-L2 (gene CCNL2). The transcript is spliced from 5 exons. Bases 1 to 954 code for a protein of 317 amino acids. Gene Ontology annotation, molecular function: cyclin-dependent protein serine/threonine kinase regulator activity. Gene Ontology annotation, cellular component: nucleus. Gene Ontology annotation, biological process: regulation of transcription by RNA polymerase II. The record is from RefSeq and is a predicted model, not a curated record. Lineage: Eukaryota; Fungi; Basidiomycota; Tremellomycetes; Trichosporonales; Trichosporonaceae.
AUGCCCCCACAACCCCACCCCCUGGCCACGCUCGCGCAGAUCCUCGACACGCCGAGCAGCGCUGACGGCGUGCCCUCCGACCUCGAGGCCGACCUGCGCGUCGCGGGGUGCAUGCUCAUCCAGGAGGCGGGCAUCCUUCUCGAGCUGCCACAGAGCACCAUGGCCACCGCGCAGGUCGUCUUCCACCGCUUCUUCUACGUCUCGUCCCUAGCGACGUUCGGCGUCAACGACCUCUCCGUCUCGUGCCUCUACCUCGCGACCAAGCUCAACGAGACGCCCGUCCGCCUGCGCGACCUGAUAAACACGUACAUGUUCCUGCAGGCAAGGGUACAGCACCUCCUAUCUCUGCCCGUAGGCAGCGACCUGAGCGCGCUCGCGCUCGGCGGGAAACUGUGGGACGGGCUCAAGUUUGACGUGCCGAGCUUCCACAGCACCGUGUUUUGGGAGUGGAAAGACGCAAUCCAGUACAACGAGCUCCAGAUCCUCAAGCGCCUCGGAUUCAACAUGCAGGUCGACCUGCCGUACUCCCAUGUGGUGAAUUACCUGCGCAUCCUCGACCUCGUGUUCGAGGGGGAUAUCGCGCAGCGGUGCUGGUCCAUCCUGAAUGACGCCCUCCUCACGCCCCUGUAUGCCCAACAACCACCGCACGUCCUCGCCGUGACGUCUAUUCUCCUCGCUACGCGCCUCGAGCGCAUACCGCUCCCAGAAGGCUGGUACCUCCUCUUUGACGUUGAGUGGGAGGAUAUCUGGCCGUCCUGCGGGCGCAUCAUGGAGCUCUGGCACGAGUGGGGCGUCGCGCCCAUCCCUGGCGCCGUGGACGCCGCGCCCGAGACGCCCGACGAGCACAAGGCCAAGGAGAACCGCUGGCGCCGUGCGUGGGUGCUCGCUGAGAGCCGCAAGGCCGUCAGAAAGUGGGUUGCGGAGCGCGCGCCGAGCGCCGAGGGCGACAAGUAGGGAGGACGAGACGACGACGACAACCACGAUACCCAGCACAUCUAUACCAUUACACAUGCC